Ruditapes philippinarum (Manila clam) is the source of this 1002-nucleotide messenger RNA. Its product is annotated as microfibril-associated glycoprotein 4-like. NCBI's taxonomy places the organism in Eukaryota, Metazoa, Mollusca, Bivalvia, Venerida, Veneridae. Bases 1 to 1002 code for a protein of 333 amino acids. The record is from RefSeq and is a predicted model, not a curated record. The transcript has 3 exons.
AUGUCGCAAGGUAUAUCCUUUCCAGCGUGUAAAUACCAUUGUAUGGAAUGGAAAUACGCUGCAUUUAUCUACAUCGAGAGCAAUAAAACAUGUCUUUGUGGCUCAGAAGAAUAUACAAAUAAUGUAGAAUAUGCAAGUUCUGAUGAAAACACAGGUCUAGUUUAUGGAGUGAGGGAAACUACUGUUUUGACAUCAUAUGUGCAGGCGUUUCUGACUGUUUUAUCCCUAUAUGAGCUUGGCUAUGCUGAAGACGGUGUGUAUGUUAUUCAACCGAAGGAAGGUGUUGAUAUUGAGGUGUGGUGUGACAUGUCAAAUGGUGGAUGGACAGUAAUUCAACGCCGUCAGGAUGGAUCUGAAAUCUUUUAUAGAAAUUGGGAUGAAUAUGUAAAUGGCUUCGGGAACACAACAGGCGAGUACUGGCUUGGUCUUAAGUACAUAAACAUAUUAACUACAAUUGGGAGUGCACUUUAUAUAGAAAUGGAAACGUUUGAACAUGAUAAUGUAUCACCCGCAUCAGCUUUUGCCGAAUAUUCCACAUUUAAGGUUAAUGACGAAACUGAUAAAUAUAGGUUGACAGUUGCAGGAUUUUACGGAAACUGUUUCGAUUGUUUAAAUGCUCAUAACGGUGUGAGAUUCACUACAUUCGAUAAUGAUAAUGACUUGAGAGGUGGUGAUAAUUGUGCCGUUAUGUUCCAUGGAGUUAUACAGCGGCGCCAAGAUGGAUCUGUGGACUUCUAUAGAGGUUGGGAUGAAUACGUGGAUGGAUUUGGGAACACAACAGGCGAGUACUGGCUUGGUCUUAAAUACAUUAAUAUAUUAACAACAAUUAGUAGUGAACUUUAUAUAGAAAUGGAAACGUUUGAACAUGGUAAUGUUUCACCCGCAUCAGCUUUUGCCGAAUAUUCCACCUUUAAAGUCAAUGGCGAAAGUGACGAAUACAGGUUGUCAGUAUCGGGAUAUAAUGGAAACUGUGCGGAUUCCUUUAGCAAUCAUAACGGCUGA